Molecule: messenger RNA, 1488 nt
Organism: Glycine soja
Lineage: Eukaryota; Viridiplantae; Streptophyta; Magnoliopsida; Fabales; Fabaceae
Product: zinc transporter 8-like
Exons: 3
Coding region: 142-1185 (347 amino acids)
Biological process (GO): zinc ion transmembrane transport
Cellular component (GO): plasma membrane
Molecular function (GO): zinc ion transmembrane transporter activity
Source: RefSeq, a predicted model, not a curated record
AAGUAUUUAUAUCAUAUCAUCCUCUGUCACUUCAUUACUCUAUAUGUGACUUUUAGCUUGUUCUCUACACUAGAGACUUUGUCCAGCACUUUAGUUUAGACCCUCUUUGGCUCUAUUUUUUCCUGCAUUACACUAAUCACCAUGAAAAGAUUUCAUAGUAAAAGAAAACUCUUGAUCUUCCUGGUGGUAAUCCCAAGCCUAGUCGCUGCCGAGUGCACGUGCGAUGAAGAAGACCAAGAGCGAGACAAAUCAAAAGCUUUAAGGUACAAAAUAGCAGCUUUAAUAUCAAUACUAGUUGCUAGUGCAAUCGGGGUGUGUAUUCCACUUCUUGGCAAAGUUAUACCCGCCUUGAGCCCUGAGAAGAACAUAUUCUUCAUCAUUAAGGCCUUUGCCGCAGGUGUGAUAUUGGCGACCGGUUUUAUUCAUAUCCUACCCGAUGCUUUCGAGAACCUUACUUCGCCGUGUUUGAAUAAGUAUCCAUGGGAUGCUUUCCCCUUCACUGGCUUUGUGGCAAUGUGCACUGCCAUGGGGACUCUCAUGGUUGAGACUUACGCCACUGCUUAUUUUAAAAAACAUCAUCACUCACAAGUCCAGACAACAUACGUGGAAAAGGAGGAAUCAGGGGAUGUGCAUCUUCACACACAUGCAACACAUGGUCAUGCACACGGCCAUCUUCCCUCUCAUGAUCAUCAAUCAUCGGCACUUCUUCGUCAUAGGGUCAUAUCACAGGUGUUGGAGCUAGGAAUUAUUGUUCAUUCUAUCAUCAUUGGAAUUUCUAUGGGAGCUUCAGAAAGUCCUAAAACAAUAAGGCCACUGGUAGCUGCAUUGACUUUUCAUCAAUUUUUUGAAGGCAUGGGACUUGGAAGUUGUAUAAUUCAGGCAAAUUUCCAGAGGUUAUCUAUUACAAUAAUGGGAUUGUUCUUCGCAUUAACUACUCCAGUGGGGAUUGGAAUUGGCAUAGGGAUAACUAAUGUUUACGAUGAAAACAGUCCAACUGCCCUAAUUGUGGAAGGAAUCUUCAAUGCAGCAUCAGCUGGAAUCUUAAUUUAUAUGGCACUUGUAGAUCUUCUUGCAGCUGAUUUUAUGAAUCCAAGAAUGCAAAAAAGUGGUAGCCUCCGAUUAGGAGCCAAUCUCUCUCUUCUACUUGGAGCUGGAUGUAUGUCUCUUCUGGCUAAAUGGGCUUAAGAAUGCGAGUUAAUUUUAGGUUGGAAGACAGUCUUGUGGUGAACGUCUUCGGCUCAACCCAAACAGUUUUUUUUUUUAAUAUAUGCAUUGGCUUUUUAAUAUAUAUAUAUAUAUAUAUAUAUAUAUAUAUACACUUUCUCUACCUUCCAAUUUUCUGCAUUCAGUUUGGUGUUGUUUCCUACUGUGUAAUUAAUGUAUACCCCAACUGUUUAGUAGAUGAUGGUGUCAAUGGAAGAUUAAUUUCUUUCCAAGUCCUUGAUUGUGUUCCAUAUAGAUUUAGAGGAAUGCACAAUAGUAAAUAUA